This is a messenger RNA of Ostreobium quekettii, 2046 nucleotides long. Lineage: Eukaryota; Viridiplantae; Chlorophyta; Ulvophyceae; Bryopsidales; Ostreobiaceae. The record is from the annotation of a GenBank genome assembly.
AUGCCGUGGCAGUUCGCCGCUGAGGCUCGCCGAAGGUGCAAGAACAUGCCGGAGAUUGGGCUCACGGCGCUCGCCGUCGCGUCCUCAGCCUGCGUUGCCGCCAGGGCAUUCUCAUCAACGCUGCACACCACAGGCAACAGCGGCUCUGACAGGGACCCGAAGCUGAAGGCGACAUUUAACUUCCUGUUCUACACCAUGGAUGGCAUCCUUGCUGUGGUGCUGUUGCUCUGCAUCAUGCGCUGCUGGUUGACCAAGCACAAGGGUUACCCCAAUAUAGGGGACUUGGACUGCCGGGGACUUGGCCAGGGUGGGAAGCAUCAUUCCCUGUCGAGGGCACCAGGCAGCGACACAAGUGCAACCUGUGGCGAGGUGUCGUGCACCAGUGCAAGGACCACAGGGAGACUCAAAAGCCUGGGGACUCUAUUUGUCAGGGCUUUCAUAGGGGGCGUUGGUAUAGUGCCAACUAUGGGGCAGGCCAUAAGCGAAACCACUUCGCCAGUGGUGCGGGCACCACAAGGGAUUUUGGUAGGGUCUCAAGCACUGUAUUUUGGCCUGGUGACAGCCAUGGGGAGGUACAAGAUGAAAUGGAGGGCAAAAACAGACCAAAUGGCAAUUCCUUUCACGUUGUGGGUUUUAAUUGCACUUGCCACGGCUCAGAUUGGGCUGCUGGGGCUUAGCGUAGAUGGAGAAGACAGUGACACUCUGAAUGUAGUGCACAUCACAGGGCCAGCACCAAUAUUGGCCACUGUAGUCGCCAUGUGGCUGUAUCCGCUUGGGUAUGAGAGUGAAAGGUUCAAAUACAGGAGAGAUGUGGCGAAGUGGGACAGUGACAACGGCUCAAGAGUGCGUCUGAUCAAAUUGCUGAAUGCGUGGUACAAAAUUGCCAUAUACUCUGCAGUCACUGCACUCGUCUGGACAUAUGGGGUGGUCCUGUUUCUCAAAACAAAGAACGUCUAUCCGUUGUUGUCCUCAGUACUGGCACCAUUGCUCUCAAGCAUAAUUGGUGCCAUACCUCCUCUUUCCGAGGACAUUGAGGAAGUACAGUCGAAAUGCAGGGGCAACUGCCAGACGGAUGUCAUUACCAUACCGAUCAUCGGUGGCUCGAGGAGCACGUCCUUCAUUUUGGUGCAUUUCAAUUGGAGGGUCGAAAGAAUGCGUAUUGAACGGGUGCAUUCCAUUGUUGAGCACAGCAACUGGGGCGGUAAGAGAAAUAGACUUUUGUAUGACAUUGCUGAUGACGGGCUGAUGACUGAAGCAGAUCUGACUGGUGGAGAAUUCCACAGACGUGUCAAGGAAUAUACGAAAAUCGUGAGGAGCAUUGGAGGAUGGCACAACAUGAGCGAGAAGACAGUUGACAUGGCCGAGCAAAUCAUGGACAUUAUUGAGGGCUGUCCAAGCAUGCAUGAGGGGCACCUCAGGAUCUUCUUAUUUAUGAGAGCAACCAUGUGUGCCGCAUUCAGGGCCAGCGCUUCAAGAAAGUACAAGGAUUUUAAAAUGAAGCAGCGUGGUGUGACUUCAGUGGAAACUUUUGUGGAGGACGUGACAAUGGGAAGUGUUAAGAGUGCAUUUGAGAUCAUGUGCAGAGAUGGCCAGGUGCUGGAUGCAAGCGUUGCGGACCACCUGGUUGCAUCAUUUCCAGAUAGAAUUUCUCGGGAUGUGGCUGCCAUGUUGUUGGUGCAAAUGGCAGCAAACUCUGGAGACAACAGGGUGCACCUGGCAGACACCCUGGCAGAUGGAUCCGAUGUGUACUUGGACUACAGCUUCAGGACCGACAGCUGGGAUGUCCACACGCUGUACCAGUUCAAAGAGCCGAGGAGUCCCAUCUAUACAAGAUGUGUGACGGCUGGCGAUGUUUAUGGCAUUUUCACGAGGUCCAAUAGCCAGGGGCUGUCAGGGAAGAGUCACCUGGAAAGGGCGUCUGUGGAAUGUGUUCCCACCACGUUGACAUCUUUCAAAGUCCUGAGGCAACACAUGUUGAAGUACUUGAUGGCCUACAUGGGGCUGUCCAUCAUUUUCGUCGUGUUUGGGCAGGGCCUCAAGAAAUAG